Molecule: messenger RNA, 1359 nt
Organism: Nothoprocta perdicaria
Lineage: Eukaryota; Metazoa; Chordata; Aves; Tinamiformes; Tinamidae
Gene: ASPNAT
Product: N-acetyltransferase 8 like
Exons: 3
Coding region: 57-599 (180 amino acids)
Cellular component (GO): mitochondrial membrane
Molecular function (GO): L-aspartate N-acetyltransferase activity
Source: RefSeq, a predicted model, not a curated record
UCCCGGGUUCGGUGCUGCCUUCACUUGCACCGCGCAACCUUGAGAUCCGCAUACUGAUGUGCAAUUUAAUGUGCUUUGUUGUGACCAAGUCCUUCCUGCUGACCUGCUGCUUGCCCAUCUUGCUCAUGGGCAUGAGGUACUACUUCAGCAGGAAAGUUAUCCUGCACUAUCUGGACUGCGCCCUGCACACGGACAUGUCCGACAUCGAGCAAUACUACAUGAAGCCACCGGGCUCCUGCUUCUGGGUGGCCGUCCUGGACGGCAACGUGGUGGGCAUCGUGGCGGCGCGAGGCAACGAGGAGGACAACACGGUGGAGCUGCGCCGCAUGUCGGUCGACUCCAACUACCGCGGCAAAGGCAUCGCCAAGGCGCUGGGCCGCAAGGUGCUGGAGUUCGCCGUGCUCAACAACUACUCGUCCGUCGUGCUGGGAACCACAGCUGUGAAGAUGGCGGCCCACAAGCUCUACGAGUCCUUGGGCUUCAAACACGUGGGUGUCGUGGAACAUUAUGCCCUGCCGGGGAUGACGCACUCCUUACUAGAGAGGAUGUUUUUCCAGCUCCGCUACCACCGCUACCGCCUGCAGCUGCGCGAAGAAUAAAACACAACCAAACGCACACACCCACCCCACACACAAAAUGAUUUUUUUCUCCUUUCCCCACUCCCCGCCCUCAAAAAAUAAUAAACCCCCCUCCUCUCUCUCGUCGCUGUUUAUUUGCCAGGCUCCCUCCCUUCGUCCUCCGUGUCCUGCCCGCUUUGCCGCCGGCCCCUCGCAUGCUGCGGCCCCGGGCAGUGCCCGUGCCCGGCCCCGCUCCGUGUACAUAGCCGUCCUCGCCCCCUUCCCGUGGGAGAGAGCAUAGCGACGCCCCCGCCGGAGCGCAGAAACACCGUCUGAAUGCAGGUCUGGGUAUCCCAUGCACCAGUAAGCAGAAUAUGCAUUCGUCUUGCCCUCAUUUACUGGUUAUUACUUUUUGCGAAGAAAAUGCAGAGAGGAAAAAAAAUUAAAUCCAACCAGUCGACCCACCCGCUUGCUCCAGUGCAUGAAGAGGAGACGUGUGCACGCACUCGACCACAUAGCACUACCGCGGUGCUCGUGUUGCACUUUUUGUUAUUUUUUGGGUUUUUUUUUUUUUGUAUGUGCCUCAUUCUGCCAAAUAACCUGUGGGAACCUCUGCGCAUCCGCCACACCAUGACUGCUCCAUCCUCAUCCUCCUUCCUAAGCCAGCAAGCAGACUCGAAGCGUCGGGACUCGGCCCCGUUGUACCCCAGUGUGACAUGAGAUCGGACCCCGGCAUCUUCCACAGCCCGUGCGCCCCGUCCAGGCGCCGCAUGUGCGUUGGACUCUCCUUGCUGCCUUUCUA